AUGUCAGCGGGUCACAGCCGUGCUCAAUUGCCUAUCAUUACGCUACCAACAUUUGACGGCGAUAUCCAAGAUUGGGAGUCAUUUUUCGAUUGUUUCCGAGCUAUGAUACACGACGAUGGAGGAUUUACGCCCGCACAAAAAUUCUACUAUCUCCGAUCAAGUGUUAGUGGUCCAGCGUUAGACCUAAUCAAGUCGAUUCCAAUGACAGAUGCUAAUUAUGAAGUGGCUAUAGAACGCCUGAAACAACGAUAUGACAAUCGCUGUCUUGUCAUUCAAUCCCACAUUCGGUCUCUUCUGGAAUCACCCUAUGUAGAGCACCCGACAGCUAAAGAACUGCAAGCAUUACAUUCACAUGUAAGUGCUCAUAUUGCAGCGCUAAGAGUUCUAAAUCAACCAACGGAACAUUGGGAUGCGUGGUUGGUGACGAUAAUCGUAAGCCGCUUAGAUGCUGCUACCAGUCAUGGCUGGCAAUUAAGACAACAAAACACUCAACUUCCUAAGUAUUGUGACUUGGAGACAUUCUUAUCCAGUCGGUGUGUAGCCUUUGAAUCUUCAGAAGCAGCAUCCGGGUCAAAAAAGGAUAUUAAGACAAAUUUGAGUAGUGAAACAACAAGGAAAGGUAGUGCCAAACAUUCUUCUACUGAACCAAGGCGAGCCUUUGUAGCAGCUGCUGAUACAGUAUCCUGCCAAUACUGCACUAAACCACAUAAAUUAUUUAAUUGUGAGGAGUUCAAAGCAGUACCUAUAAAUACACGUAUCUCAUUUGUCCAGGGAAAGGGUAUAUGUUUCAAUUGUUUGUCCAUCGGGCAUAUGGCGAAUGUUUGUAGAUCUACUUAUAGGUGUCGAACGUGUAACCGUAACCAUUAUUCAAUGUUGCACUUUGAAAGAAAGGAAAAAACUGAAGAGAAGGAGAAGCUCCAAGAGCAACAGUCAGAUAAGGGUCAGUCAACAUCUACGUCUGGAGUCCUAGUAUCUGCACCGGUACCAGCAGAAAUCGCCAUGAGAAAUGCACACGUAUUUCUUGCGACAGCUUUAGUUAUAGUUCGAGAUAAAAAUGGUGAACGCCGCCAGUGCAGAGCGAUCUUAGAUAGUGGCUCCCAAGUCAAUUUUGUUUCAAGGAAAUAUGCAAACUUACUGCAGUUAACAYGCAAGAGGUCUUCAUUGCCAAUAAGUGGUAUUGGAGAUAAUCGUUUAAKAGCAAGGUCGUGUAGUGAGCUGAAAAUAGAAUCAAGAACUAGUGCAUUCAGUAUUACGAUUUCCUGUUAUGUAUUGCCUAAUAUCGUAGGAGAACUAGCGUCUUGUCCAGAACCAGCAGAUGGYUGGGGUAUACCAGGAUUUGUGUCUCCAUAUCUAGCUGAUCCGGACUUCCACCAUCCGCAAGGUAUUGAUCUGCUGAUUGGAGGUGGUUCGUUCUUUGAUGUUUUGGGAACAAGAAAAAUACCACUAAACAUAGGCUCAGUGACUCUAUAUGAGAGCAAUUUCGGAUGGCUGGUAACGGGAGAACUUUUUAACCAACAUGCACCAGCACUUCUUUCAAUGGGUCAAACAAUAGAGGAAGAUUGGAAGGUUCUCAGUACCAUCAAGGACAACUACGGACGGGCAUCGAGGGCGAAUAAGAGAAGUCAAGAAGAGCAAUAA
Messenger RNA from Diuraphis noxia (Russian wheat aphid), 1638 nucleotides. RefSeq lists its product as uncharacterized. The record is from RefSeq and is a predicted model, not a curated record. Lineage: Eukaryota; Metazoa; Arthropoda; Insecta; Hemiptera; Aphididae. Gene Ontology annotation, molecular function: nucleic acid binding; zinc ion binding.